GGCUUCCGCUGAGCGUUCCCUCCCCUGCAACCCGAAGCCUGGACGCCCCGAGCCCGCCACCUCCCAGCCCCCCGCCUCCCCCGGGGCGCGAUGGACCCCGCGCUGGCGGCGCAGAUGAGCGAGGCGGUGGCCGAGAAGAUGUUCCGGUACCGGCGAGACGAGUCGGGCUGGAAGACUUGCCGGGAAGGCAACGGAGUGACAGUCUCCUGGAGGCCGUCCACGGAGUUCCCGGGGAACCUGUACCGAGGCGAAGGCGUGGUGGACGCGGCCCCGCGGGACGUGUGGGCCUGUGUGAAGCCGUGUCCCGGGAGCCUGCGGGAGGCCUGGGACGAGAACGUGAGCAGCUUUGAGGUCAUCGAGAGCAUCAGCGACACGCUGUGCGUGACCCGGACCGCCACGCCCUCGGCCGUCAUGAAGCUCAUCUCCCCGCGGGACUUCGUGGACCUGGCGCUGGCCACGGUGCAGGAGGACGGGACCCUGGUCUCCUCCGCUGCCAACCUGGAGCACCCGCUGUGCCCCCCCCGGCCGGGCUUCGUGAGGGGACUGAACCACCCCUGUGGCUGCUUCUGCGAACCCGUGCCAGGGGAGCCGGGCCGGACCCGGCUGGUCACCUUCUUCCAGACGGACCUGGGCGGGCUGCUCCCGCAGCGCGUGGUGGACGGCUUCUUCCCCCGCAGCAUGGCCGGCUUCUACGCCAACCUGCGCCGCGCCGUGAGGCUGGAGCCGGCGCCGGCAGAGGGCACAGAGGACCCGGGGCCCAUCCAGUGACAAGACGCACCGACCGGGUGGUCCUCUGGGGGGCGCCCGCCUGGAGCCCAGCACCGGUGGGGAGAGGCUCCUCGGGGUCCCCUGGCGCCCCGAGACCCGCCCUCCCAGCCCCU
Pipistrellus kuhlii (Kuhl's pipistrelle) is the source of this 881-nucleotide messenger RNA. It is a transcript of the gene STARD5, whose product is annotated as StAR related lipid transfer domain containing 5. Bases 91 to 768 code for a protein of 225 amino acids. The record is from RefSeq and is a predicted model, not a curated record. NCBI's taxonomy places the organism in Eukaryota, Metazoa, Chordata, Mammalia, Chiroptera, Vespertilionidae. Gene Ontology annotation, molecular function: lipid binding. The transcript has 7 exons.